AUGGGUUACGACUACGCGCUGGUGCACGUCAAGUACACCAUCCCUUUGGCUGCACUGCUCACUUUCCUCUCAUAUCCCGUCUUCACGCGCCUCGACGUUGUGAGAACCCUCUUCAUUGUCACCAUCGCCUUCGUGGCCACGAUUCCCUGGGACUCCUACCUUAUCAGAACUGGCGUUUGGACCUACCCUCCGGACGCAGUCCUGGGGCCGACCCUCUACGACAUCCCUGCCGAGGAGCUCUUCUUCUUCGUUAUCCAGACCUACAUCACUGCCCAGCUCUACAUCAUCCUCAACAAACCUGUCCUCCAUGCGCAAUACCUCAACUCGCCUGCCACGUUACCGCAAUGGAUCAAGAAUGGAAAAGUCGUCGGCCAGCUUGCGCUCUUCGGCAGUGUCAUUCUUGGCGCCUGGCUCAUCGCCAAGGAGGGCGAGGGAACCUACCUGGGUCUGAUCCUGGUGUGGGCUUGCACUUUUGCUCUCUUUACCUGGACAAUCACUGCGCACUUCCUCUUGGCCCUGCCAUUGGCAUGCACUGCCCUGCCCAUCCUCCUCCCCACGAUUUACCUCUGGGUUGUCGAUGAGAUGGCGUUGGGACGUGGCACCUGGGCCAUUGAGAGCGGCACAAAGCUGGAGCUCCAACUCUUUGGUAGUCUCGAAAUCGAGGAGGCCACCUUCUUCCUGGUCACCAACAUGCUCAUUGUCUUUGGCGUUGCUGCCUUUGACAAGGCCGUUGCUGUCUGCGAUGCUUUCCCCGACAAGUUCGACGAGCCGGCCGACGCUUUGUGUAUGUCGUUGUUGCGCGCUCGCGUGUUCCCCUCCUCAAAGUACGACAUGCAGCGCAUCCUGGGCAUUCGGCAAGCUGUGGUCCGAUUGGCCAAGAAGAGCCGCAGCUUUCACCUCGCCAGCUCUGUCUUUCCUGGUCGCCUACGCAUUGACUUGACUCUGCUUUACUCUUACUGCCGCCUGGCCGACGACCUCGUCGACGACGCCAAAACCCCCGAAGAGGCGGCUUCCUGGAUCUCCAAGCUCGACCGCCACCUCAGCCUCCUCUAUAAAGACCCUGACGCGACCUCGGCGCCCCUUGCCUCCAAAUACGCCGCCGAGAACUUCCCCCCAUCCGCUCUCUCGGCCCUCGACCUGCUCCCGGCCUCCCUCCUCCCGCGCGAACCUCUCGCCGAGCUUCUCAAGGGCUUUGAGAUGGAUCUUUCCUUCAGCAACUCCACCUUUCCCAUAACCGACCCUGAGGACCUCGAGCUCUACGCCGCCCGUGUCGCCAGCACUGUCGGUCAGGCCUGCCUCGAGCUCGUCUUCCGCCACUGUCAACAUGGACUGCCCGACUAUAUGCAGGCGUACCUCCGUAACACAGCGCGCCAGAUGGGACUCGCUUUGCAGUUCGUCAACAUCGCGCGCGACGUUGCCGUAGAUGCAAAGAUCGGUCGCGUCUACCUCCCUACCUCGUGGCUCAAGGAGGAGGGUCUGACGCCGCAGGAUGUCCUCAACAGCCCCAACAGCGAGGGCGUCGGAAAGGUGCGCCGCAGAAUCCUCGCCAAGGCUUUCGACCACUACGGCGAGGCCAGAGACUCGAUGAAGUGGAUUCCCUCAGAGGCGCGCGGCCCCAUGGUCGUGGCCGUGGAAAGCUAUAUGGAGAUUGGCCGGGUUCUGAUGCGCAACGGCGGCGCGGCGGCGGACGGUAGCGGGCGGGCCACAGUGCCCAAGUCGAGACGCAUUUGGGUCGCUUGGAGCACGUUGAUGGCUGCUUAG
Molecule: messenger RNA, 1761 nt
Organism: Colletotrichum spaethianum
Lineage: Eukaryota; Fungi; Ascomycota; Sordariomycetes; Glomerellales; Glomerellaceae
Product: bifunctional lycopene cyclase/phytoene synthase
Exons: 3
Coding region: 1-1761 (586 amino acids)
Biological process (GO): biosynthetic process
Molecular function (GO): intramolecular lyase activity; geranylgeranyl diphosphate synthase activity
Source: RefSeq, a predicted model, not a curated record